AUGUCUCCACCGCAAUGGCCAACCAUCAUCAGGCAGUCCGGGCGUGUCAAGGUCUCCACAGACGGAGACGGCACUCUGUUCGAGCUUAUCAACGCUGACAAUGGAGCCAGCGCAAACACACCAAAAGCCGAGGUCGUCCUCGACUAUGGCCAGUGCGAGGGUGGCACGCCCGUGUUCAAGAUCAAUUCCGCCUCAGGCGCCGAGCCCGAGAUCCUCUUUCGCGUCGUAUAUAGCGAGACCUACGAGGGCAUCUCCAAGGACACAGGAGACGGCCCCUUCUUCCUCUUCUCCUCCGCCAUGGACUCAUACAGAACCGUGUCGCACACCGUCCGCCCCUCUCCAGUUCUCCAAGAAGUCAAGGCCCGCUUCGCCCAGCGCUCCCAGCGCUACCAACGCAUCACCCUCGAGACCGCCAACGCAUCCCUCGCUUUUUCAGGCAUCGGUUUCGAGCUGGCCCGCCCCCGCCUUCCCCGCAAAGCUCCUUCUCGUGCUCCGACGAGACGCUGA
Molecule: messenger RNA, 507 nt
Organism: Parascedosporium putredinis
Lineage: Eukaryota; Fungi; Ascomycota; Sordariomycetes; Microascales; Microascaceae
Source: the annotation of a GenBank genome assembly